This is a messenger RNA of Botrytis cinerea B05.10, 1871 nucleotides long. RefSeq lists its product as hypothetical. The transcript has a single exon. Bases 148 to 1458 code for a protein of 436 amino acids. The record is from RefSeq and is a predicted model, not a curated record. NCBI's taxonomy places the organism in Eukaryota, Fungi, Ascomycota, Leotiomycetes, Helotiales, Sclerotiniaceae.
GAAAGAAAUUGGAAAUUUCUUUUGAACUACAUAACUACCAUACAACAAUGCAAUUGUUAGUUUACUUAAAUACUUAUUGAGUUGUAGUGAUAGAAGAUUCAUUAACCAGCCCUAAUACACAACAGAACAACAUCUAUUUCAAAUAAAAUGUCAGAAGAAAACACUUCAGACACUGCGCCCCCAGUGAAAGUUGAAACUGAUCUCACAUUCGGUCUCGAGCUCGAAUUUAUUUUAGCUACAGUAGAUGCAGAUAAGCAUGAUCCCCACCCCAAAGAUCCUCGCGAGGUGGAUGGUAAAAAUCUCAAUAGCAUAUAUAACAUCGACCAAGACAUCUGUAAGAAACUAAGAGCUGUUGGUAUCCCAUCAGUUGUUUUGGGAGAUGAGACUACGGAAGAGGAAUCCAAAACGUGCUGGCUCUUGAAAGGCGACAUCACCGUUGGCGAUGACAAGGCCUUUCCAGACAGGAUACCUAAAGAGUGGAACGAGCUCUACACGAAAAAUGGCAUGGAGAUAGUUUCUCCUCCAUACUACUACAGUGAGUCUGCGAAAGAUACUAUCACUAAGGUGUUGAGAACGAUAAGACAAAAUUGCAGAGUAUGUGUUGACCACACCGCAGGCUUACAUGUCCAUGUAGGUAACUCGUAUAAUGGUCUCCAAUUCCCAAUCCUGAAGCAGCUUUUUGCAAUUGCGUAUACAUAUGAGCCACAAUUAAUGUUAAUGUUUCCAUCGGAGCGUGUAUCGAAUAAUUUCUGGUGCCCUCCUCUUUUCCAGUCUCGUUCUAGCCGAGAGAACCCUGGCCUCACACGAGCCCAGAUUCUUGAGAAUAUUUUAGAAUAUCCCGAUAACAACUCGUUGCUCAACAAUUUUGGCGAAUCAUUAGAUUUAGGCCGCCUCGCGUUCAAAUUAGCAGGUCUAGGAACUCCUUACCAAGAUGGAAAACGCACCAUCGAAUUUCGACACCACCAUGGCUCUCUUGACCCUGAGGCUAUUCUGAACUGGGUACAAGUUUGUGUCAAGUUUGUAGAAAAGGCAUGUUUUGCCAAAAGUGAUGACUUGUUCACGCAAUUACGACAAGAUGUCUCAAAGCCAAUCGGGUUUAGUGAAGGAGAUCUUGGUGCGAUUGACUUCCUCAUGUGGCUUGGCUGUCCCGCUCAAGCCUACUAUUAUGGUAUCACCAUGAUAACAAUGGACAAGAAAGCGUUUGAAAAGAGGAUCCAAGAUGAUGCAGCAUGUCGUGAAAAUUUCCUCAAGUGGGCUAGCGCUAAUCUCAUCAGGCUCGCCAAGGAGGCCGCCGAGGCGGCUGCAGCAGGGGCGGGAAAGGAUAGCUCCGAAGAAUCAGAGUCAACUACAAAUAGCGGCGAAUCCGCAGAUAAAGUCGAAGAUGACCAAGAAGAGGGCAGUAAUGAGAGCGGCGAUAGCGGCGGAACUUCAUCCAAUUCAAACAAAAAUGAGUCGUGAUAAGAAUUUCAUUGCCUCCAUUCUCGUUUGUCCCUUAAUACAGUCGGUGGUCAGCGUAAAGUCGAGCAAAUAACUAAAUAACAAACAAUAUGAAACACGGCAAAAUACUCUCAUGUCCCCCAAAUGUCAUUUAAUUACUCUUAUGCCCUGAAAUUGGAAGAUGAUUUACUCCAAACAUUUCUCAUUGGUAUUCCAUCUUCAAUUGUUUUCAGAAUGAAUAUUUAAUGUUGGUUGAAUCGCCUCGUGGAAGUUACGUGGAGUGUGGUUGAUUGCCUAUGACGAGUUGCAUAAUAGUUCUACAAAUUGUAUUUUGAUGAAUUUAAAGCGUGAUCUUUGUGAUGAUGUAUGAGCUCUUGGAAAUCUUAAAAUUAAAGAUCUCAGCAGUCGGAACCAUGAAUAUCGAGAAGUAGCUA